CGCCGCUCUGCGCCUCCAGCAGCGAACUCCGCUUCAGAGCCGCGAUGUUUACAUGUGACGCAAAAGACCGAGAGAGAGAGCGGAGAGUCCGUCUGCACUGCUCAGACAUCAUGGGUCACGGCUGGACUUUUACCGGGAUAUAAAGGAGUGCAGUGACGGGCAGCACGUCUUUUGUGAAUGACUUGUUUUUACGGACAACACCGCAGGGUCAACAAUGUCCAUUUUAGCCCGGCUUAUAUGUUUUCUUUUCAACAUCCUGCUUUAUAUCCACUUGUCCCUCUGUGUGGAAAUAGAUUUCUGUCAGCCUGUGCAACUUGACCGCGAAGAGACCAAAAAACCUGGCGUUGUGGUGAAAAUAAGCGCUUUUAAACAGGAAUUUUACCUAAACGUUUUGCCAGACGCCAGUUUUCUUGCACCUGAUGCCACAUAUGAAAGUCAUCCGUCAUCCUCAGCUUCUUCAGUCUCUGAGCUGAGAAGGUGCUUCUACUCGGGAGAGGUGAACUCAGACUCUUCCUCCUAUGCAGCCCUCAGCCUGUGCGGAGGAGUGCAGGGAGCCUUCUCCUACAAUGGGAUGGAGUACCUGUUCCAGCCCAGAGGGAACCACACAGGUCCAGGAUUCCCCUCAAGUGCAGAAAAGACUCACAUCAUACGAAGAAGGCAUGCCAUCAUCAACCCCCACAACUCCACGUCCAGAUGUGGGGUGGCAUCUGCUCCUGACCAUGGUAUUGCGGAGUCCCUGGAGAAAUACAAGCACCUGAAGGCCAAAAAUCUGACGGAAACUGUGCUGAAAGGCAUGACCAGGUCUAAAAGGUUUGCAUCUCUCCCCAGGUAUGUUGAGGUCUUGGUCGUCGCCGACGACUCCAUGGCCAAGUUCCACGGGGACGACCUCAAGCAUUACCUUCUGACUCUUAUGUCUGUGGCUGCUAAGCUGUACAAGCACCCCAGCAUCCUGAACUUCAUCAACAUUGUGGUGGUCAAGUUCAUGGUGAUCACUGAGGCUGAAAAAGGGCCCAAGAUCUCCAGCAAUGCAGCUCUGACACUGAGGAACUUCUGCACCUGGCAGAAGAAGCUCAACAAGGUCAACGACAAACACCCCGAGUACUGGGACACUGCUAUAUUGUUCACUAAGCAGGAUUUGUGUGGGGCUACCACCUGUGACACUCUGGGCAUGGCUGAUGUUGGGACCAUGUGUGACCCUAAGAGAAGCUGUUCAGUCAUCGAGGAUGAUGGCCUGCCCUCAGCCUUCACCACAGCACAUGAGCUAGGUCAUGUCCUCAACAUGCCUCAUGACAAUGUGAAGGCCUGUGAGGAGGUGUUUGGGAAACUGAAGGACAACCACAUGAUGUCCCCCACCCUCAUCCAGAUUGACCGCAACAGUCCCUGGUCUGUCUGCAGUGCCGCCAUCGUCACUGACUUCCUGGACAGUGGCCACGGUGAUUGUCUACUGGACCUGCCGCAGAAGCUGCUUGCUCUACCUGAGGACCCUCCAGGACUCAGUUACAGUCUUAGCCGUCAGUGUGAGCUGGCCUUUGGCUCCGGAUCCAAGCCCUGCCCUUACAUGCAAGCCUGUUCCAAGCUGUGGUGCACGGGACAGGCCAGGGGGCAGCUGGUGUGCCAGACUCGCCACUUCCCCUGGGCUGAUGGCACCAACUGUGGCAACAACAAGAUAUGUUACAGAGGGUCAUGCAUAGAGAAGAGCAACACUACAAAAGCCAAGGUAGAUGGCCACUGGGGUAAGUGGGGGGCAUAUGGAUCUUGCUCUCGGACCUGUGGGGGAGGAGUUCAGCUGGCCAAAAGAGACUGCAACAACCCUCUUCCAGAAAAUGGGGGCAAAUACUGUCAAGGCUUGCGUGUGAAGCAUCGCUCCUGCAAUCUGGAGCCAUGCAAAGAUUCAGGAAAAAGCUUUCGGGAGGAGCAGUGCGAGGCCUUCAAUGGUUUCAGCCUCAACACCAACAGGCUGGGCUCCUCUGUGGUUUGGAUCCCUAAAUACUCCGGAGUUUCCCCAAAAGACAGAUGCAAGCUCAUCUGCAGAGCCAAUGGCACGGGAUAUUUCUACGUUCUUGCCCCAAAGGUCGUGGAUGGAACACUCUGUUCUCCUGACACCUCAGCGGUCUGCGUUCAAGGGAAGUGUAUCAAGGCAGGCUGUGAUGGCAAGCUGAGCUCCAGCUUGAAGUUUGACAAGUGUGGAGUGUGUGGAGGGGACAACCAGAACUGCAAAAAGGUCUCUGGAGUCUUCACCAAACCCAUACAUGGAUAUAACUUUGUGGUCACCCUGCCUGUCGGAGCAUCAAACGUGGACAUCAGACAGCGUGGCUACCGUGGUUUGGUCAAUGAUGACAACUACUUAGCUGUCAAGGACAUCCAUGGCAAGUAUCUCCUCAAUGGGAACUAUGUGGUGUCUGCUGUGGAGAGGGACAUCAUUGUGAAAGGCAGCCUGCUGCGCUACAGUGGAACCUCCUCAGCUGUGGAGACGCUGCAUCUCACCAGACCUCUUCGGGAGUCCCUGACAGUGGAGGUUCUGUCUGUGGGCAAAAUGACACCUCCUCGUGUGCGCUACUCCUACUACCUGACCAAGGAUAGCAAAGAGGAGAAGAUCUUGAAGAAGGAGGAAAGGAACCAUGCCCAGAACAGCAUUCUGGAGGACACCAAUAAGGUGGAGCUGAAGAAGCCAGCCUAUCAGAAGCCCUCAAGUAAGUGGGUGUACGGUGACUGGGAGGUGUGUUCUGUGAGCUGUGGGAAUGGCUUUCAGAAAAGACUUGUCCAGUGUCUGGACUCUAAUGGUAAAGCAGCCACAUAUUGUGACAGCACUCAAAGGCCUAGUACCAUCAGGGUGUGUGGUGACCCUUGCCCCAUGUGGAGCACCGGAGAGUGGUCUGCUUGUUCAAAAAGCUGCGGGAAAGGCUUCAAGAGAAGGCCUCUACGCUGCAUCACUUUAUCAGGAUUACUUCUACCCAGAGACCAUUGCUCUGGCAAGAGGAAGCCCCAGGAACUAGAUUUCUGCUCUGUUCAAACCUGCUAGAGUCUUGCUAAGACUUGUUAUGACUCUUUCAGACGUUAAGCUGUAGACAUUCUGUAGGACAACUAUUUUCCAGCUGAAAGAAACUUGUUCUUUAUUUAGUUUCCAUUGUUUCUACUUUGGUGUCUCAUGGUGCCUCACCUUUGCAACAGGAGCAAAGCGACAGCUGAGACUGGAGGUGGACGUGAUUAAAAAAGGCACAUUACAAACUUUGGUAUCAUUUAUGUGAUGAGUCACACACAGCCUACCUCGAAAAAGACACUGAACUACAGUACAACAUCAACAACAAAGAGUCAGAACGCAGAACACAGUAAAAAUGUCCUCCCAAGUGAAAAACACAAAGGCAAAGGCAUCCUUAUUUCACACAUCACAAUAUUGCUGUUAGAAGAAUAAAUGAAGGCUUUUGAUUUGUAGUAAAUUAUCUGAAUCCACAUCAGUACCAUAAGUUAAAUGUGAAGAAAAGGGUAUACAAAAUAGGGAUGCAUGGCUCUUGCACUACAAGGGGUUUUCUAAGGUAACUUGGUUUUACUUUACUUGAACCCAAGUACAUAACCAUGACAUAAACAUAUCAUGGGAGAUGUCAUAUGCUGUCGUGACAGAUUUUGUUCAGUGAUAUCACCAUGGCUGCCAGGACCACAGUUGAACCCCCAACUUUUAAGGUACUGGGGUGAUGCCCUCACCACUUUUUAACACUUCUGUAAGAGUUUAGGACAAUUACAGUUUAUGUUCCACGCUAUGUGAAAUUGCCUAUAUGUCAGUUUCUAUAUUUUUUCUGCUAAGAUUAUGUUGUUCACACAUGUUGGCUAACAAUCUCUUUGAAUGGGGAGAAAUAAAGUCAAAAUUGAAAGCCACGUUAACAUUUCAAACAUAUAUUUGAAAUCAGUGGGAAACUGGAGAAAAAUCACAUGUUGCGAAUGUGCAUGUAUCUACAACAACAAAGGGCUUUUCCCUCGCUUGUGGCUUUACCAGCAUGUCAUUUGGCUUUUUUAAUUGAAGGGCAGAACGUUCCCCAUAAACAGAUCCCAUGUUACAAGCUUUCUUGUUCAUUUUACAACCUGUGAACUGUCUCCUCCUUUAUAAUGUAAGGACUUCGGCAGAACCCAGUGAGCCCACAGGUUCAAAACAUACAUUGACGCUGAUAAUAAACUGGUUAAUUGGGACAUGAUAUUAUAUUACAGCCAUCUCAUGGUCUGCUAUAUCUGUCUAAUGUGUUUGUCAAAUGUACAUUUUUGGCAGACACUCUUAUCCAGAGCGACUUAUAAUUUGAUAAUUUUACACAGGUAGGCGAAGGUAGUGUUAGAAGUCUUGCCCAAGCCUUGUCUUAUUGGUAUAGUGUAGGGUGCUGGCCCAGAUGGGGUAUUGAACAGCAUAGAAGGCAGAGGUGUUACCCACUACACUAUACCAACCAAAUGAUCUAUUAUGAACUGUCUUUUCACAUGGGAAUGCUUUAUUAAAAUUCAGCCACAUCAACAAUUUGACUACAUGAGGUGGGGGUGGAGAAAUUGUGGAGGAGAAAUAACAUACACUUGUGUCACAUAUUGUGAUACAAAAAGGCUUCUG
Molecule: messenger RNA, 4576 nt
Organism: Colossoma macropomum (tambaqui)
Lineage: Eukaryota; Metazoa; Chordata; Actinopteri; Characiformes; Serrasalmidae
Gene: adamts15b
Product: A disintegrin and metalloproteinase with thrombospondin motifs 15
Exons: 8
Coding region: 215-3019 (934 amino acids)
Biological process (GO): proteolysis; extracellular matrix organization
Molecular function (GO): metalloendopeptidase activity; zinc ion binding
Source: RefSeq, a predicted model, not a curated record